Molecule: messenger RNA, 1658 nt
Organism: Capsella rubella
Lineage: Eukaryota; Viridiplantae; Streptophyta; Magnoliopsida; Brassicales; Brassicaceae
Product: disease resistance protein ADR2
Biological process (GO): signal transduction
Source: RefSeq, a predicted model, not a curated record
AUGGGUUCAAUCUCCUCCUUUUUCUCAUUAGAAGUGCCACCACAACAUCAAGUUUUCAUCAGUUUUCGUGGGUCGGAAUUACGCAUGAACUUCGUCGCUCAUCUCGUCAGGGCAUUGAAAAGAAAUAUUAGUGUCUCUAUCGACACGGACGAACACAUUGGCCAAACGCUAGAAACAAUAUUGAGCAGGAUAGAGGAUUCGACUAUCGCUCUGGUUAUCUUAUCCAGCAAGUACACCAAAUCAACAUGGUGCUUGAGAGAGCUCGCAAUGAUUGUGGACUAUAUGGACAGAGGCAAACUCGUGGCUAUUCCGAUCUUCUACAAGGUGGAUGUAUCCACCGUGAGAGGUCUGAGGGGAGUGUUUGGUGAUAAAGCUUUGAAGUCAAUUUGCGAUAGACAGCGCAUCACGGUGGACAAUACAAGCGACGAAGGCGAAAUAAUCGAAAAAUUGUGGAAAUUGUUAAGGAAAGGCUUUACGAACUUACAUUGGAGCCAACAAAAGGCUAAGAGUACUUUUGGAAUCAAACAAAGAUUGAAUGAAAUGAAAGAGAAGUUGAAUCUCAAUAAAAUUAGAAGGCAGCUAGGAAUGAUUAUAGGUUGUCUUUUGCUUCUCUUUUUUCUUCUGCAACAAUUUGCUUAUGUGAGCACACGUUUAAUUGGUGCGGGGGGUGUCAUCAAUGGAAUUUGGAAGAAUGUACCAAAAGUAUUAGAGUACAUUCAUGCGGAGGGAAAAGAGCAUCCACGGGACACAUAUACUGAAAUUUAUACAGGUGAAUAUGGAGCAAAGCCUGAGAGAUCUUCUUUUAAGGCUGAAACGAAUGCUGAUUUCCAUGACAGAACUUUCACCAGCUCUCCAAUGAACGGUAAAGUUAAGCCACCGCAAAUUCAAGUUUUCAUCAAUUUCCGCGGAGAGCUGCGCAACAAUUUUGUCGGCUAUCUAGUAAAUGCACUUCAGAGAAGUGAGAUCAACGUCUUCAUAGACGAUCAGGAGCAAAGAGGGAAAGACCUCAACACUCUUUUCAAGACGAUCGAGGAUUCUGGGAUUGCCAUAGUUGUGUUUUCGAGCAGGUACACAGAAUCAAAAUGGUGCUUGGAAGAGCUUGUGAACAUUAACGAACGUGUGAACCAAAGCCUGCUCGAGGUGCUUCCCAUCUUCUACAAGGUGACUCCAACCAAUGUGAAAAGACUUAAAGGAGAAUUUGGUGACCAUUUCAGAGAUAAAGAGUACACAUACGAGUAUGACGAACCUAUGUUAAAGCGAUGGAAAAAGGCAAUCUAUGAUGUCUCCCAUAAGUUUGCCUUGACUUUCGAUGAAAAUAGCAGCGUACUGGAGAUUUAUUUCAUUGAAACUAUCGUCAAGGAGGUCUUGAAAAUGCUUCAAGCCAUUUCCAAAGUGGAAAAAGACCAAUCCUCUCGCUAACCUUUUCGUGGAGAAAGAGGAAAUUAUCUAGGAUCAAAUUAUAUUUUUUGGUAAAUUUUCUUAUACCAAAGUUUUGCAAUAAUAUAGCAAUGAUAGAACAAAUGGGGAUAUCACACAGACCAAUCAUUAUUCACAUUUCACAGCAUGCUUCAAAAGCUUAUAGACAGACAAUAGAGUUUUUGCUUUUGUUCUCUCUUUUGGUAUUAUUGGUAUAUGAGAACAGUAGAAAGUGUUUUUUU